AUGUCGACAGCCGGGAAAGUUAUUAAGUGUCAAGCGGCGGUUGCUUGGGAGGCAGAUGCCUACACACUUUCUGGAAAAGACCCUGAAGGAGUGUUUCCCGUCGUUUUGGGUCACGAAGGUGGCGGUAUCGUCGAGAGCGUCGGCGAGGGAGUAACUUCCGUCAAGCCUGGAGAUCACGUUAUACCUUUAUACGUUCCUCAAUGCAACACAUGUAAGUUCUGCCUGAACCCAAAAACAAACUUGUGUCAGAAGGUUCGUAUUACUCAAGGACAGGGUGUUAUGCCCGAUGGUACCAGAAGAUUCCGUUGUAAGGGACAAGAGCUGUACCAUUUCAUGGGAUGCUCCACAUUCAGUGAAUACACAGUUGUUGCGGAAAUUUCUAUUUGUAAAGUUAAUCAGGCUGCUGCCUUGGAUAAAGUAUGUUUGUUAGGCUGUGGUGUACCAACCGGUUAUGGGGCUGCUCUUAACACUGCCAACGUUGAAGCUGGCUCUAACUGUGCUAUAUUUGGUCUUGGAGCUGUAGGUCUUGCUGUUGCCCUGGGAUGUAAAGCUGCAGGGGCUAAGCGUAUUAUUGGUGUUGAUAUCAAUCCUGACAAAUUCCAAGUUGCUAAAAAGUUUGGAGUCAAUGAAUUUGUCAACCCUAAAGACUAUGAAAAGCCUAUCCAGCAGGUACUUGUUGACCUAACUGAUGGCGGCUUAGACUACACUUUUGAGUGCAUUGGAAAUGUUAACACUAUGCGUGCUGCUCUUGAAGCCUGCCACAAGGGUUGGGGUGUUUCUGUGAUCAUUGGUGUAGCUGCUUCUGGUGAAGAGAUCAGCACUCGCCCGUUCCAACUUGUAACUGGACGUACCUGGAAGGGAACAGCUUUUGGAGGCUAUAAAAGUCGAGACAAUGUACCAAAGCUUGUAGAAGAGUAUCUGGCUAAUAAAUUGCCCUUGGACGAUUUUGUAACCCACACUUUACCUCUGAAGGAAAUUAAUGAAGCAUUCCAUCUUAUGCACACUGGGAAAUCCAUCCGUGCUGUACUCCAAUUGUAG
Messenger RNA from Arctia plantaginis, 1038 nucleotides. The record is from the annotation of a GenBank genome assembly. Lineage: Eukaryota; Metazoa; Arthropoda; Insecta; Lepidoptera; Erebidae.